CGACGUCGACGUCCACGCGACUCUCCAGGCCUGGCUCAUCGUGAUAAGGCAUCGCUCGGGCACAGAACGAGUUGUGAGAACUCGCAGCAGCCUCGUGCAGGGACACACCCACACAAGGCAUCCCUACGACAAAAUAUGGAGGUGGACGCCCCUGUGGCGCCAGCCGACGACGCAGCAGCGACGCCGGAAGCCACCGACGCGACGAGGCAAUUGGACGCACCCGCGGCCGACGACGCAGCCGUGCCGCCGGAUGCAGACGCGGCGAUGCAAGAGGCCGACGACGCGGCCGCGGAGGACACGGCGCUCAUCGCAGCAACGGCCGAAGCAGCCGCGAAGAAAGCAGAGGGCAACGCGGCCUUCGGCGCGGGAAAGCACGAAGAAGCAGAAAGCGCCUACGCGGCGGGCCUCGCGUCGUUAGAAGGACACGACACGUCCGGCGCGGAGCCGUCUCCCACACAAGUCGAGGCGCGCGACUUGGUGGUGUCGCUGCACGUGAACCGCGCGGCGGCCUUAUUACGGUUAGAAAGACGCGCGGACGCUGAACAAGCCUGCGACGCGGCGUUAGUGCUGCAGCCCGAGAACGUCAAAGCUUUAUAUAGAAGAGGAGUAGCGAGAGCAGAGAACCCCCUCAAGGCGAUUGAUGACCUGAAGCGGGCUUUGAAGCUGGAGCCGGGCAACACGGCCGCCAAACGCGAGCUCGCGAAAGCCGAAAGGCGCCGCGCCGAGCGUGAAAGGGAAGAGCAGCGCAAGAUGAAGCAGGGCCUGCGCAAGGCGGCUUCAUUAAGUUUGUACGGGGACAAGGAGGCGGAAAAACGAGAAAAAGCCCAACGGAAGAAGCGGCGCGAGGCGGCGCAGCGCGAGCGCCAUCAAGCGUGCAACGCUGAGCGAAAAGCGGAGGGCAAGGAGGAACUGAGCUUUAGUGAAUGGGAAAAGGACGAGAAGGCUAAGCGUGAAAAAUUGGCGAAGGAUCGGGAGCGCGCGAGCGAGGCGGCGGCGGCGGCGCGGCGCGACGAGCGGCGGCGGCGGUCUGGUGGUGACGACGUCGUAGUGGUGGACGACGAGGGCGAUUUGGCACGAGGCUACAAGACGACGGACGACGGGCGGCGGACGUCGUAUUUUUCGAGGACGCCGGACGCCGAGGCCGCGAAACUCUUGGCCGCGAACCAGGCGCCGCGGCGCCUCGCCGGCGACGCCAUUGAGGUGACGGAUUCCGACGGCAGCGCCUGGAACGCGGCGGGCACGACCUUCGAGGAGCGCGACAUGAAGACGUGGUGCGAAGAGACGCUGCGCCGGCGGUUGCGGGCGGCCGCGGCCGAGGCUUCUGGUGUUACCAUCCGCGCGACAUCCAUCACAAAAUGUAGUGGAGAGGCGUCGCUCGUCGUCUCGCGCGGCCGCGCGCGGCGCAUCUUCGAGUUCGCGGCCGACGUCGCGUGGGAGGCCAAGCUCCCCGCCGAGGCGCCGCCGGGCCCCGGCGCCUGUACGAUCACGGGGACGCUGCGCAUGCCGGAGAUCAGCUCAUCUAUCAAUGACGGCGCCUACGCCGCGCACGCGCGCAAGGACGCGCAUUCUCAGCUCUCUCCAUCAAGGGCCGCGGCGCUCGACGCCGCGAUUAAUGAAUUCGCGGCGGCGGCGCGGACUGCCGUCGUCGCGUUCGUCGGCGACUACGCCGAGAAGAAGAUCCGAUGAUGAUAAUGGGGAGCCUUAAUUAACAAUCUAUACUAUC
Pelagomonas calceolata is the source of this 1723-nucleotide messenger RNA. The record is from the annotation of a GenBank genome assembly. Lineage: Eukaryota; Pelagophyceae; Pelagomonadales; Pelagomonadaceae.